Camarhynchus parvulus is the source of this 3637-nucleotide messenger RNA. RefSeq names its product signal transducer and activator of transcription 2 (gene STAT2). The record is from RefSeq and is a predicted model, not a curated record. NCBI's taxonomy places the organism in Eukaryota, Metazoa, Chordata, Aves, Passeriformes, Thraupidae. Gene Ontology annotation, biological process: defense response; regulation of transcription by RNA polymerase II; response to peptide hormone. The transcript has 23 exons. Bases 113 to 3343 code for a protein of 1076 amino acids. Gene Ontology annotation, molecular function: RNA polymerase II cis-regulatory region sequence-specific DNA binding; DNA-binding transcription factor activity, RNA polymerase II-specific.
CCCCCGGGACCGAGCAGGAGCGGAGGUUCCCCCGGGAGGGCUCAGGACCGAGCAGGAGCGGAGGUUCCCCCGGGAGCAGCGGUUCCCCCGUGCCGUCGGUGCUGCAGGCAGCAUGGCGCAGUGGCAGGAGGUGCAGGGCUUGGCCAACACUUACCUGGAGCAGGUGCACCAGCUGUACGCGGGCUCGGCGCUGCCCAUGGCCGUGCGCCAGUCCCUGGCGGCCUGGAUCGAGAGCCAGAACUGGCGCCAGGCGGCGGAGCCGCUCUGCUCGCACGCCCGCAUGCUGUUCCACUCCUUACUGGUCUUACUGGGAGAGCGCCUGGGCAGCCUGGGCUCGGACUGCGAGGAUUUCAUGCUGAAGCACAACCUCCGCAAGGCUCACCGCGACCUCCAGGCGGAGUUCGACGAGAAGCCGGAGAGAUUCGCCAACCUGGUGGCCAACCUGCUGCAGGAGGAGCGGCGGAUCCUGCGCCUUGGGCAGGAGGGGGCGCAGGAGGGGUCGGUCCCCACGCCCAGCCCAGCCCCGGAGAGCGGGCGGGAGCAGCAGAUCCAGCGGCGCUUGGCUGAGUUCCACACGGCCCUGCAGGACGCCGAACGAUCCUUCAGGCACCUGGAGGAUUUGCAGGAUGCCUUCGACUUCUGCUUCAAGGUGCAUUACCGGCCAGAUGAGGAGAGGAACCGGGACCCCGGGUACCUCCAGGAGCUCCAAUCCCUCCAAGCCAAACUGCAGAACCUGGACCGGCAGCGGCGGGAGGUGCUGGCUCAGAUGCAGCAGCUUUUGGGGCGCAGUGAGACCCUGCAGGAGCUGCUGCAGCAGGAACUGGGGGGCUGGAGGGCGCGGCAGCAGCGCCUGUGCCUGGGGGGCUCUGCUGACACCAACCUGCGCCCGCUGGAGACCUGGUUCACGGAGUUGGGCCAGGGGUUGUUCCAGCUGCGGCAGCUGCUGCGGGCGCUGGGGGACCUGCGACAAAAGGUGACCUACGCCAGGGACCCGCUGGUGGCAGAGACGCCCCUGCUGGAGCAGAGGCUGCAGGAGCAGCUCACGCACCUGCUCAGGAGCGCCUUCGUGGUGGAGCAGCAGCCCAGCACCCCCAACGCCGGCAAGCGGCCCCUGGUGCUCCGAACCGCCGGGAAGUUCUCGAGCCGCGCCCGGCUGCUGGUGCGGCUGCACGACCGCAACCACCGCAUGGAGACGCGGAUCCACAUCGACAGGGACCCUCCCAACAUCAAAGGGUUCCGCCGCUUCAACAUCCUGACAUCGAGCAGCAAAACGCUCCUGGCCGGGGACAGCCCCCAGGAGGGGCUGGUCUGCGACUUCCAGUACCUCACGCUGAAGGAGCAGAAGGACAGCAGGGACUGGCAAGGCGGUGUCACCUCCCCGCAGGGUCCCCUGGUUGUGACAGAGGAGCUGCACCUCAUCACCUUCACGCUGGCCUACGCCUACUGCGGGCUGGAGCUGGAGCUGGAGGCCACCACGCUGCCCUUUGUCAUCAUCUCCAACAACAACCAGUUCUCCAGCGCCUGGGCCUCCAUCCUCUGGUUCAACAUGCUCAGCUCUGACGCCAAGGCCCAGCAGUUCUUCUCGUCCCCUCCUCCAGCGCCAUGGCCCCAGCUGGCCGAGGUGCUGAGCUGGCAGUUCCAGAGCGUGGCCGAGCGGGGCCUGAGCCGGGACAACCUCCUGAUGCUGGCCAAGAAACUGCUGGGCUCGAAGCCGUCACCGGACAGCACCGUGGCCUGGCACAAGUUCUCAAAGGAUGGAGCCUCCGGUUUCUCCUUCUGGGCCUGGCUGGACGGGAUCCUGGGGCUGCUCCAGGAGCACCUCAAGCAGCUCUGGAAGAACGGACUCAUCCUGGGCUUCGUGAGCCGCAAGCAGGAGGAGAAGCUGCUCAGGUCCAAGAGGACGGGGACGUUCCUGCUGCGCUUCAGCGAGAGCGUCCUGGGUGGUGUCACCUUCACGUGGGUGGAGCACCAUGAGACAGGCCCCCCCACUUUCCACGCCGUGGAACCCUACACAGCCUUGGAGCUGGUGUCCCUGGCCCUGCCCGACAUCAUCCGUGACUACCACAUGAGCCUGGAGGAGAAGAAUCCAGAGAACCCCCUCAAGUUCCUGUACCCCAGCACCCCCCGGGACGAGGCUUUCGGGCCCUACUACAGCCAGAGGCUGAAGGGGAACCUGAGCGAGUCCCAGAAAUACCUGAACCGGCGCCUCAUCCGCGUGUCCUCCAGGCCGCCCAACCGGCAUCAGACCGAGGAGGAGCUGCUGGUGGCCACGGAGAACCUGGGGACGCUGCAGCUGCAGCCCCGAGGGCACCUGGGGACACCUGGGGACCUGGGGACACCUCUGGGGGUGGCCACGAGCCCAGGGACACUGCAGGUCACCCCUGGGAACCUGGGGACAUUUCAAGGGGUGGCCACAAGCCCAGGGACACCUCAGGUCACCCCUGGGAACCUGGGGACAUUUCAAGGGGUGGCCACGAGCCCAGGGACACCUCAGGUCACCCCUGGGAACCUGGGGACAUUUCAAGGGGUGGCCGCAAGCCCAGGGACACCGCAGGUCACCCCUGGGAACCUGGGGACACCUCAGACUCUGCAGAUGGUGGCCACAAGCCCAGAGAUGCCACAGGUCACCCCUGGGAACCUGGGGACAUUUCAAGGGGUGGCCGUGAGCCCAGGGACACCUCAGGUCACCCCUGGGAGCUUGGGGACAUUUCAAGGGGUGGCCACAAGCUCCGGGACUCUUCAGGUCACCUCUGGGAACUUGGGGACACCAAAGGUGGUGGCCACAAGCCUGGAGACCCUGCAAGUCACAGGCUUGGGGACGCUACAACCACAACCCCAAAGCCUGGAGCCACCACAGGUGACACCAGGAGCCCCCAACCUCCAGGGGACACUGCAGGUGGCACCAGGAGCCGUGGGGAGCCUGCAGGUGCUGCCGGGGGGGCUGCAGGUGCUGCAGGUGGCCUCAGGGGACUUGGGGACACUGCAGGGGACAGCGGAGCCACCGUGGGUCCCCGAGGAGCAGGGGACACUGCCAGCAGAGCUGAGGGACCUGGAGCUGCUGCCAGGGGGACAGGACAUGCAGGAGCUGCUGCAGGGGCUGGAGCCACCCUCGGGGACCCUGGGGACAUUGGGGACACUGGGAGUGGCCGAGCUGAUGCCGGACGAGGUGGCAACCUUGGAGGAGAGCUUGGAGGAGAGCUUCCAGCUGAGCCCCGGCACCGCGGCUCUCCUGGCCCAGCACGAUCCGUUCCUGCCGCAGCCCGAGGACUCGGCCCUGCCCUCGGUGCCCUCCCUGUUCACCGACCUGCCCCCGCUGCACAUCGACGCCAGCGACUUCCAGUGACCCCUCCGCGGUCCCCUCCCUCCCCGGGACCCCUUCCAGUGACCCCGCCCCAGUCCCCUCCUUUCCGGGGAUCCCUCCUCGGUCCCUUCCCUCGGAGAGACCCCUCCUCAGUCCCUUCCCUUCCGGGGACCCCUCCCCUCCCAGGGGCGCCUCCCCAGUCCCUUCCAUUCCAGGAGCCCCUUCUGGGGACCCCUCCCCAACCCUUUCCCUCCCAGGGAUCCCUCCCCAGCCCCUUCUCUUGUGGGGACCCUUCCCAGUGACCCCUCCCCGAUCCGUUCCAGGGACCCCUCCCCA